ACGCUGCACCUCUGGGAGAUCUACCAGAAGGAGGGCUGCUCCCACCUGGAGGAGACCCGCAGCUUCGGCCUCCCGGCGCGCCCCGGCUGCUCCCCCAGCAUCACGCGGGUGACGGUGAUCCUGCCCAUGGCCCUGGGCGCCGUGGCCUGCCUGGGCACCGAGGGCGGCGCGGUUUACUUCGUCACGCUGCCCGGCCUCGUGCUGCUGGAGGACAAAACCCUCUUCCAGGACGAGAUCCUGCAAAGCGUGCCCGAUGAGUACCGCUGCGGGAAGGCGCUGGGGCCGGUGGAGUCCAUCCAGGAGCACCCCCGCGACGCCGGCAGGCUCCUCAUCGGGUACAGCCGCGGGCUGGUGGCCCUGUGGGACCAGAGCACGCGCGCCGUCCAGCAUCUCUUCCUGGGGAACCAGCAGCUGGAGAGCCUGGCCUGGGAGCACAGCGGGAAGAGCAUCGUCAGCUCGCACAGCGACGGCGGCUACAUGGUGUGGGCGGCCGGCGGCGGCGGGCAGAGGACCCAGCAGCCCGUCCUGUCCACCAUCCCCUACGGUCCCUUCCCCUGCAAAGCCAUCAACAAGAUCCUGUGGCGGACCUGCGAGUCGGGGUAG
Molecule: messenger RNA, 603 nt
Organism: Oxyura jamaicensis (ruddy duck)
Lineage: Eukaryota; Metazoa; Chordata; Aves; Anseriformes; Anatidae
Product: lethal(2) giant larvae protein homolog 1-like
Exons: 5
Coding region: 127-603 (158 amino acids)
Biological process (GO): regulation of protein secretion; establishment of spindle orientation; regulation of establishment or maintenance of cell polarity
Cellular component (GO): cytoplasm; plasma membrane; cortical actin cytoskeleton
Molecular function (GO): GTPase activator activity; myosin II binding
Source: RefSeq, a predicted model, not a curated record